Elaeis guineensis (African oil palm) is the source of this 919-nucleotide messenger RNA. RefSeq lists its product as uncharacterized. The record is from RefSeq and is a predicted model, not a curated record. Lineage: Eukaryota; Viridiplantae; Streptophyta; Magnoliopsida; Arecales; Arecaceae.
AGCAUAAGGCAACCAUAUCAAAAUCUUGAUUGCAAGAAAUCCAAAAAAAAAGAAACAUCCAAGCAGGAGGAGAAAAAAUCCUCUAGUAACCCCCUGGAGCCAGAGAGAUUCCAUGAGUUGCAAAACAAAGACUACUCCAUCCAACCCACAAAAUAUCUACCACCCAAACCAAAUUCCCCUUCACCCAAUUUAAUCCCCCAUCCAUUGCAGAAGAUGACGGGUGCCAGGCUUUGCGCUACUAAAAGCCUCGCCCAAACGACGACUAAACCGUAACCGCUGCAACAAAUUUUUAUUAGCUGCGUCAUCUCGGUGCCGCCGGCGGGCAAUGGAGGAGGACCAGGUGGCAUCGCCGUUCUCUUUUGUCGGCGCCACCGGCGGCAACACCGGAAGCGCCGCCGUCGAUGGUGAUGGGUGGGAGCCGGUGCCUCCCCCCGCGCGCCCGCCUGCGGCGGAGGAGAACGGCAGGGGUUGGGAGGUGGUUGCCGUUGGCGCCGCCUCCUCCGCUGCCUACGACGACUGCUCCGUCUUCCCACCCAGCCUCCACGAAGGCCUCCACCUCCUGCCCGAUCCCGACCUCAAUCCCACGGUAGUUCUUCCCCAGCACCACGGCGAAGCGGUCGGAGGUCUCGGCGAGUCCUCAUCUCCCCCGCCGAGGCGCGAAGAGAAUGGGGAAGGGGAGGAGAUGCCGGAGAUGCGACGGUGGAUGUCAGAUUCGGCCAGGCGUUUGAUUGGUUCGGGCUUGGAGGCGAUCCAUUCGAAGAUUUGUCUCUGGAGAGGAGGGGGUUUGGAUUGUGCGAUUGGAGGGGGUGUUUGGUCGGUGGCCGCGUUGGCUGGGUUUGUGGUGGCUUUGAUGUACCUUAGGCGAAGGUAUCGCAGAGAGAAGGAGCUCCUUCUGCUCCUUGUUCAAGAGAAGGACCAG